GUCACAUGCAGCUGUCCUUUCAAGUGCUUUGUUUACAAUUUCCCUCCAAUUUUCGACCUAGAAAGGGCCUUUUUAAAUUUGAAUUUAAGUGUUUUUUAAGUUAGUGUUAAUUAUGCAGUCUAGUCCCGGCAAAGAUGUACAAUGGCAACACCCUAACGACGUUCUAAAAUUGCACAAAUUGAAGCUGAAAAAGAAGGCAUUACAACAACGAAUAAACGGUAGUUUUAGCAAUAAAAACGAUGGUAGUGCGUCUAGUCAGAAGGCUUCGCCCUUCGAGAACGUUCUUAGCGGUAGAAAACGUAAAAACCCUUUCGAAAAAAGUGAAAAUGUGCCGAAAAAAGCCAGAAACAACGAGGGACUCCUCGAGGAGUCCACUGACCAAACUUUGUUCAAACUUUUGAACCAGUCAGCUUGUGAUAGUGUUCCUGAUAGCUCACUCACUUCAUUUAAUGGAGUUCUGGCUAGAAUAAAUGAGUUAGAUAAACCUGAAGAGCGCGUGGAGGUUGUAAAAGCUACUGGAAAGGAUUGGUGCCCAAUUGACUGGUGUUUGAGGAGGAAAAUGAGACUAAUUUCCUUAAAACCCUUCCCUUGGAACCAGAAACUGAAAAUUAGUGAAGAAGCCUCGGGAAUAACGAGUUUCACGCGUUGCCUAGACAUGGAACAUAGUGAAUCAACUGUUGAUGUGUCUCCAAACUCAAAAUUCCAUCAGUGUUGUUUAUACUGGCAACAUCCCUCACUCCCUUGGCUUCAACUGUUCCCCAGAACCACCUCGAAAGUGAUUUCAAACGAAUUUAACUUAUCUUCAAGCUCCUCUAUAAAAAAUAAACUUCAUGAAACAUGGACAGAUAGUUUUAGGUCUCUGUUUCAACUGAUACGAACUAGACAGUGUCCAUAUUUUUAUGUGUGUGCUAAUAGUUUUACUGUACUUUUUCGUGCUGCCGGUUUGUUGAGUUACACAGAUGUUCAUGUUAUUAUAACCCCGACAACCAGGGGCUUCAGGCAUAUGCUCAGGCAGGAAGAAAUCGAAUUUACUAUGCCUUUGAAGAAGAAAAGAGCUUCGGACCAGGGUUAUGAGACUCAGGAAUCGGAAUCAGGCCAAACAGAUGAAAGUCAGAGUGAAAAUAAUAAGGAGAAUGAUUUUGAUGAAGAGGACACACCUGACGAAGAAUGGCUCAAAACUAUGGGUAUAAAUUCUGAAGAUAUUAAACAAAUCAAUUAUACACAGGCUAGAAUCGUGCAUAAAACGGAAUGUGAGGUGGAUAAUAGUGAGCAGAGCUUGGUUUUAAUCGAAGGUGUUGAAGUAAAUGCAUUUUUUAACUUUUUAAUUAAUUGUAAAAGCAUUAUAUCUCCUACCGGAGCCCUAGCUGGGGUCCCACCAACAUUACUAGCACCAGUUUCAUUCCAUGGAGCCACUUUGAACUCUUUGAGAGUCAGGGAAAACAAAAUUCAUGAUGAUGGGACAGAUUAUUUUUCUCUCGAACUGAUUGGACCGAUUUUACCAACUACCAUUCACAAUUUACUGAAUAUUAACAGUUCUGAUCACAGUAUGACCAUGGUUUUUAGUGAUAUAGAGACUACAAGGGCUUUUACCAAAGUUAGGAGGAAAAACCAGAGAAAAUCGGACAUAGAGAAACAGGGGACAACAGUUUUUAGCAAGGAAAAUUUGUCAGAUUGUGGAUUGAAUUCGAAAAUCUUAAAAAGUUUUUGUUCUGCCGAUCCUGAGGUUCUUUUUAAUUUGGAGUGUUUGAAAUACUGUGGAGAGACACAAACCUUUACUUGGACGUGAGAUAGAUAUGUUUUUGUCUGUAUUUUUAAGGUUUUAUUUAUUUUUGACGAAUAUAGAAAUGCAUUUUGU
Messenger RNA from Sitophilus oryzae (rice weevil), 1855 nucleotides. Its product is annotated as protein downstream neighbor of son homolog. NCBI's taxonomy places the organism in Eukaryota, Metazoa, Arthropoda, Insecta, Coleoptera, Curculionidae. Gene Ontology annotation, biological process: nuclear DNA replication. The record is from RefSeq and is a predicted model, not a curated record. The transcript is spliced from 3 exons. Bases 113 to 1786 code for a protein of 557 amino acids. Gene Ontology annotation, cellular component: nucleus.